UUCAAAAUGGCGGUCCAAUUUUUACUGAAGUUGCUUUCGGAGAAGUCGAUAAUUUACUUGUUAAAUGAGUCAACAUAAUUGUUGACGAUGAAUAAAACCAUUUCUUUCCCGCCAAAUUGGGAAACACAGGAAAUCAAGAGACUGAAAUCUGUAAAGUUAACUGAUCGCGAUGUCGUCGUUAUUGGGGUGGUAUUAAAGUUCGAUAAACCAAGAAAAACGAGAGGAACCGACAUGAUCUUAACCUUCUCCCUCGUAGAUCAAUCCUUUCCGGAUGAAUAUCUACCAGUUAGCUGUGUCUGUUCUCAAAAAACUACAGAAGACAUGCCGAGAAUUGACAAAGUGGGUCAGAUUGUAAAAAUGCCAAUGCGUGUAACUGAAUACGAACUACGGCCUCAAUUACGAACAUACGAUAUUGAGUCACCUUGGUUGGUGUUUGAAAGCGACGAGGAUGUGCCACCAGUCUGUUCAAAGGCUGGUAAGCCGACUGUCACGAAAGAUGAUUUAGAUAAAGUCGCAAAAUUAAAAAAUUGGAUGUCGUGUUCGUGGUGGUACUACAAAAUUGGCCGUUCUUCAAACAAAGAUGUAGGUCCAACUGAUAUCGUUGCAUCUUCUUCUGAAAUCGUAGAUGACGAAGCAAUCUCGGAGACAUCAGAACGAGAUGUCGAAAUGAUUAGGGAGAAUUUAUGCGAGUGUUAUCAGGAGCCAGAAGUAAAGAUUGAAGAUGAUGAUACGGAGAUAUCACUAACUGGAAAAAUUGGUAGAGUGGAUCCCCGUCAUCCUGUUCAAUUUCUCGCAGCGUUCUGUGAUUAUUGCAAAGAGCGUUUUCAAAUGAAAGAACUGAGCAUCGAGAAACUCACUAAAUUCUUUUGCCCUCGAUGUGCUAAACAUUUGUCUCUGUCACUGUUCCUUCACAUGGAGUUUAAAGAUGACUGGGGUGUGGGUUACCAUGUUGUGUUGGCAGACGAAACUGCAAAAAUUUUCACUAAGACUGAUCCCAUUAAAUUACUCAUGGAGAAAGACGAACAAGAACGCUUGAGAAGUUUUCUUGUUUCAAAAGAGAUAAGAAAUAUGAAAUAUGACAUCUGUAUUCGAGAAUGUGGGAAAGUGAAAGGAAAACCGGUGUACACUCUACUUAAACUGUCAACACAGCAAAAGAUGUAGUUUUUUCUAUCAUAUCAGUUUUCUUUUAUUCUAAUGAGCGUAAUGAUCGAGGGACCGGUUGCCUGCAUGGAUAGUAGGGGUCUCAAGUGGUUUAUGAAGGUCGUUAUGUACAGGAUAUUUUGUUUAAAUUAGAGUUUUAGAUGAAGCUUUUUAAAGAACUCAAAAAAUACAAUCCACUAUCUAUACAGCCUUAAUGUCAAUAUAUUAACUUUUUUUACACAAAGAAUAACAUUGUGAUUGAAUUAAAGCUUAUAUUGUGAGGUUUUUGAAAUAAUCAAGAGAUCAUUAUCCAGUGCCAUAGCGCUAUACAGGUAUCAUACAAUCAAUUCCUGGACAUUAUAGUAAGAUUUUCUUUGGUUAGAACAACGUUCAUGUGUAUAUCACUUUGUGUUUCUUUUAGUAUUUUAUCAGUUUUGUUUUGUACGAAAUUACAUUUCUUGAGAUGUGUUU
Xenia sp. Carnegie-2017 is the source of this 1611-nucleotide messenger RNA. RefSeq lists its product as uncharacterized. Gene Ontology annotation, cellular component: chromosome, telomeric region; nuclear telomere cap complex. The record is from RefSeq and is a predicted model, not a curated record. Gene Ontology annotation, molecular function: G-rich strand telomeric DNA binding; telomerase inhibitor activity. Gene Ontology annotation, biological process: telomere capping; regulation of telomere maintenance via telomerase. The coding region runs from base 88 to 1161 and encodes 357 amino acids. The transcript has 2 exons. NCBI's taxonomy places the organism in Eukaryota, Metazoa, Cnidaria, Anthozoa, Malacalcyonacea, Xeniidae.